UGCAUCUUGCAUGUUGCAACCAGAAAGAAACUUUUCUAAUGGCUGCUUCUUCCUCUUCCUCGUCCAAUGAACUUCCAGAGUCAUGGCAAGUGUUCAUCAACUUCCGUGGGAUGGAACUACGCAACAACUUCGUCAGCCAUCUUGAGAGAGCUCUAACAGAGGCUGGAAUCAACUAUUACAUUGACAAUAAAGAGAUGCGGAGCGAAGAUCUCAAAGUCCUUUUCAAGAGAAUCCAGCAGUCACAGAUCGCGUUGGCCAUCUUCUCGAGCAUGUACACGGAAUCAAACUGGUGUUUGGACGAGCUCGUUGAGAUCAUGGAACAAGUGAAGAAAGGUCAACUCAAAAUCAUCCCUAUCUUCUUCAACGUGACCCCAGAGGAGGUUAAAGAUGAGGGAGGACAUUUCCGCUAUAUGAUGUAUAGAGAAAGUAGAAAGAAAGGAUCUGAUCUCCAGAAGUGGGAGAACGCGUUAGAGUCUGUUCCAAGCAAAAUGGGCUUGACAUUGAAGGAAUGUAAUGGGAGCGAGCGGUUGCUUGUUGAAAAGAUUGUUAAGUCGGUCAAAAAAGUCCUAGCUCAACUAGUAAGCAGACCAAAUGUUCUUCCUCAAGAUACCUCACAGGUAAGUUCUGGUGGCGAUACUUCCUUUCAAAUGCCUAAAGAAAAGCCUGUCUUCGAAGAUGAAAUGAAUCGACGCCUGAAGCAAUUGGAUGAAAAGAUAGAUAUCGAUUGCAAAGAAACUCAAGUUCUUGGAAUUGUUGGGAUGCCUGGGAUUGGUAAAACCAAUCUUGCGGAAUUGCAUUUCCAUAUGAAGAAAACCAAGUUCUUGUUUAGGAAGAUUAUCUCAAGCAUCCGUGAGAAGUCAGAACACCAAGAGCCUGACUGUCUGAAGAAAGAGCUUCUGACUGGUCAAGACUAUAAUGAUGACGCUUCUAUGUUCAAUAAGAAACUCUUUUUUGUUCUUGAUGACGUGAGCGACAAGAAACAAGUAGAUUUUCUAGUCGAAAAUCUCAGCUUGAUAAAGAAGGGAAGCAAGAUUGUCAUUACAACUCGUGACAAAUCAUCAAUUGCAGGACUGGCUCAGGAGACAUAUGUGGUCCCUGGUUUAAACGAUAAAGAUGCAUUGGAGCUCUUUGAAUAUCAUGCCUUUGCAGACCAAGUCUCUAGCACCAAAGGGAAUUUCCCCAAGCUGUCCAAACAGUUUGUGGAUUACGCUGGAGGCAAUCCACUAGCCCUUGAAGAGUUGGGAAAGGAGCUUCAUGGGGAAGACGAGGCUCAUUGGGAAAAGAGACUAGUAACGCUGCCAUACCGGUGCAACCCAAAGAUACUAACCGAGUUGAGAACCAGCUAUGACAAGCUGAGUUAUCAACAGGAGGAUGCGUUUCUCGACAUAGCUUGUUUCUUCAGGUCAGAGGAGGAAGAUUAUGUCAAGUGUUUACUGGAUCAGUAUGACUCCGAGUCUGGAGAAGAUGCUGUUAGAGAACUAGCUGAAAAGUUGUUGAUCAGUAUCUCUGCGGGCCGAAUAGAGAUGCAUAAUAUACUGUGUACAUUUGGCAAGAAACUUGGUUCAUCAUCCCAUGAAAAUAAGUCAGGGGAAAGAAUGUGGGCUUAUAGAACAAUAACUGAAACACUAUGCUUGAAAGAGAUGAUCAGCCCUGACCAGACCAAAAAGGGAGAGAGAAAGGUGAGAGGCAUUUUCCUAGACACGUCCAAAGAAGAAAAAGUGGGAACACACCCAAUAUGGAAAUAUGGAAAAGAUGAUACGAAAAUACCAUUAGACAUGAAAGCUUUUACCGACAGGUUCAACCAGAUGGAUCUUCGAUACCUCAAGAUCUAUGACUCUCUUUGUCCUCAGAACUGUAAAGUAAUCUUGCCGGACGGACUUGAGUUUCCAUUUCAAGAGGUCCGUUAUCUCCACUGGCAGAACUUUCCGUUGGAAGAACUUCCACAAGACUUCAACCCACAGAAUCUCAUUGAUCUCAGGCUGACUCAUAGUACGAUGAUUGAACGUCUUUGGGAAGCUGUUACGGAAGUGCCUCGGUUGAAGUGGGUUGAUCUGAGUUACUCGGUUAAGUUGACCGACUUAUCAGCAUUGUCAAAUGCAUAUCAUCUUCGAAGGUUAAAUCUUGAAGGCUGCAAGAUUCUUGAGAAGUUGCCUGGAGAUAUGGAAAACAUGAAGAGCCUUGUUUUUCUGAACCUCAGAGAUUGUGUAAUGCUGUCUUCUCUGCCAGAAAAUCUGGCUUUAGUCUCUCUGAAAACCCUCAUCCUCAGUGGCUGCUCAAGGUUUACAAAAUUUGAUCUUAUAUCUAAAAAUCUUGAGUUUCUUCAUUUAGAAGGCACUGCCAUCUCGAGUCUUCCCUCGACCAUCCAAGACUUCAAGAAACUUGUGUUACUAAAUCUUAAAAACUGUAAAAGGUUGGAGUCUCUUCCCAAUUGUCUGGAAAAGCUGAAGGCUCUUGAAGAACUGAUGCUGUCAGGCUGUUUCAAGCUCAAAGGUCUUCCUGAAAUUAGAGAGAAGAUGGAAAAUCUUCAGAUUUUACUACUUGAUGGAACCUCAAUACAGUGUCUUAGCGUCAACGACCACAUAGUUAACCAACAGCCACUCCAGAUGAAUAGCUUAUCUAUGUUGCGGCGUCUCUGCUUAAGCAGCAAUGAUAUGAUCUACAGCUUGCAAUCUAGCAUAAGUCAACUCUAUCAUCUGAAAUGGAUCGACUUGAGGUAUUGCACCAACCUCACGUCUCUUUUAACGCUUCCACCGAAUCUUCAAUACUUAAACGCACAUGCCUGCACAUCGCUAAAGACAGUAGCGAGUCCUCUUGCUCGUCUCAUGCCAACGGAUCAGAUCUCUUCUUCAUUCAUCUUCACUAACUGUGAUAAGCUAGAGCACGCGGCAAAGAACGAAAUUAUAUGCUACGCUCACAGUAAAAGCCAGCUCUUGUCAGAUGCACUGCAUCGUCACAACAAGGGUGUUGCGUUUGAGAAUUUGGUUGCCACUUGCUUUCCUGGAAGUGAAGUUCCUGUGUGGUUCAGUUACAGAGCUUCAGGAGCAGUGUUGGAGCGAGAGCUGCUUCCAAGCGACCAUGGGUUUGUUGGCAUAGCUUUAUGUGCUGUUGUCUCGUUUGAGAACUACAAAGCCCAAAACAACAACUUCAUGGUGAAGUGCUUAUGUGAGUUCAACAACGUCGACACGUCUUCUAGCUUCUUCAGUUUCCAUAUAGGAGAUUUAUCCGAGGAGAAAGACGACCAACGCACGAUUAAGUCUACUCACGUGUUCAUUGGCUUCACCAGCUGGUUGAAUAUCAACCAUUGUCAAGAACUAGGCCUUAGGAGAAGGUGUGGUCCUUCUAAAGCUUGCAUUUCGUUUCUAGUCACAGACGGUACUCGUGAGGUUGCAAAAUGCAAGGUACUGAAGUGCGGUUUUAGUUUGGUUUGUGAAUCUGGUAAUGGGUCUUGGGAUGCAAACGCUGAGGCAAGUGACGAUGCAAGUUCAGAGGUUACUGAAUCUGAUUAUUAUUUUCAGGAUGCAAUCGAUGGUCCAACAGAUAGUGAUGACGAUUCUUCGAGUGAACGCGCUGGCGAAAGUAGAUUAUUGGGUCUCCUUAAAAGAGGAUGGCUUAGUACUUUGUCCCCGUUUGUUUCUUCAUCCCCAUUUAGCACCUAAAUUCAACAUCCAUGUAUUCAUAAACAAUUUUUGCACCCGGAUGCAAGUGAAGUUGUUUGUUUGUGAUUUUGGA
This is a messenger RNA of Brassica oleracea var. oleracea, 3729 nucleotides long. RefSeq names its product disease resistance protein LAZ5-like. Gene Ontology annotation, molecular function: ADP binding. NCBI's taxonomy places the organism in Eukaryota, Viridiplantae, Streptophyta, Magnoliopsida, Brassicales, Brassicaceae. The transcript has 5 exons. The coding region runs from base 39 to 3656 and encodes 1205 amino acids. Gene Ontology annotation, biological process: signal transduction; defense response. The record is from RefSeq and is a predicted model, not a curated record.